AUGUUAACACGGCAAUCGCGAAAUGACGUCGAAGCACAAGAAGAACAAACCAUCGCACAAAACGACAUCGAGUCAACAGAAGCCAAUUUCAAAUCGUUGUUGAGAAAGCUCGCUUAUUUUAACCGAUCUACGGCUGAUGCUCUAGAAAGUGAGUACGGAAGUGACAAAAUAAACAGACAAUAUACUUUGCUUAAAACCAAACUGGACGAAGCGUACGUUUUAAUACAAACUAUACAAGGUUUAAAGUUAGAUUCCGACGAGAGCGACGAAGCAAUCGAUCAAUGGACUCAGGGGAAGGAAAUUACAAGUGCAACCCUAUGA
Paramuricea clavata is the source of this 321-nucleotide messenger RNA. The record is from the annotation of a GenBank genome assembly. NCBI's taxonomy places the organism in Eukaryota, Metazoa, Cnidaria, Anthozoa, Malacalcyonacea, Plexauridae.